Charadrius vociferus (killdeer) is the source of this 285-nucleotide messenger RNA. RefSeq names its product ybeY metallopeptidase (putative) (gene YBEY). The annotation marks the transcript as partial. Gene Ontology annotation, molecular function: metalloendopeptidase activity. The transcript has 3 exons. The record is from RefSeq and is a predicted model, not a curated record. Lineage: Eukaryota; Metazoa; Chordata; Aves; Charadriiformes; Charadriidae. Gene Ontology annotation, biological process: rRNA processing.
GGGCGGGAGGGGGAGCUGCCGCGGCCGCGCUGCCGCGACGAGUACAACUUGGGCGACAUCUUCUUGGGGGUGGAGUACAUCCACCAGCAGUGCCGCGUUAGUGGGGAGGACUUCGACAGCGUGCUGGUGGUGACAGCAGCCCAUGGGUUGUGCCAUUUGCUUGGCUACCAGCACAACACAAAACCCGAGUGGCAACAGAUGUACGAGAAGGAGGUGGAGAUCCUGGAGGAGCUGAACCAGCUCACAGGGGCCAGCCUCCAGCCCCUGACCGCAGGCCUCUUCUGA